UUUUGCCUUGCUCCACAAUCAUCAAAACAAAAACAAACACAAAGCAGUUAUUAUAACAUGCUCCACCCUCUCUCUUCCGUCACCGCCAUGCCCACCUCUUCUUCAUCCUCACCUUCUCAGAAGCCUAACAAGAGACAUUCUUCAUCCACAAACCCCAACAGCUCGGCCUCCAAUACUCUUCUCUGCAAGCACUCACCCUCAGCGACCCUAGACAUUCUCAUUCUCAUCUUGGUCCUUUUCUCUUGCACCUUCCUUGUCACCUCCUAUUUCUCUUACAUUUUCCAAUCCCUCUCCCAAAUCCUUCCCUCUCUUCUAGUUUCUCAUUCCGCUGCCUUCAGAGAGUCCCCUUUCCCCUACAUUCUAGGGUUUCUUGUAUUCUUUACCGUCGCCGUUGUCUCCGUUGAGAUCUGUUGGAGUUACCGGUCGAGGAAAUGCGAGAACCCUGCUUGCAAGGGCUUGAAGAAGGCCAUGGAGUUCGAUAUUCAGUUGCAGACGGAAGAAUGCUUGAAAUCUUCUUCCAAGGAGAUCGAUAAUCUGCCUUGUAAAGGUGGGACCGAAGGGAAUCCCGAUUACGAGUGCCUGAGAUCUGAGCUUAGAAGAAUGGCUCCUCCCAAUGGACGGGCUGUGCUUCUUUUUCGAGCAAGGUGCGGCUGCCCCGUCGCCAAGAUGGAGGCUUGGG
Molecule: messenger RNA, 679 nt
Organism: Macadamia integrifolia
Lineage: Eukaryota; Viridiplantae; Streptophyta; Magnoliopsida; Proteales; Proteaceae
Source: RefSeq, a predicted model, not a curated record